Messenger RNA from Xenopus laevis (African clawed frog), 524 nucleotides. RefSeq names its product fatty acid binding protein 6, ileal S homeolog (gene fabp6.S). The record is from RefSeq and is a predicted model, not a curated record. Gene Ontology annotation, cellular component: cytoplasm. NCBI's taxonomy places the organism in Eukaryota, Metazoa, Chordata, Amphibia, Anura, Pipidae. The coding region runs from base 74 to 457 and encodes 127 amino acids. Gene Ontology annotation, molecular function: lipid binding. The transcript has 4 exons.
CACCUCAACAUCUCAGCUGCACUCAAGCUCCCAGCCACACUCUCAGCCACACUCCUGGUUCCAGAGCAAAAACAUGGCUUUUACCGGAAAGUACGAGGUCGAGAGCCAAGACAACUAUGAUGCUUUCAUGAAGGCUAUUGGCAUCCCUGCUGAGACCAUUGAAAAGGGAAGGGACUUCAAGUUCACAACAGAAGUCGUGCAAAACGGCAAUACCUUCACUUGGUCCCAGAUCUACCCAGGACACACAAUGACCAACACUUUCACCAUUGGACAGGAGUCUGAUAUGGAAACCAUGAGCGGGAAAAAGUUUAAAGCAGUAGUUCAGAUGGAAGGUGGGAAAAUCGUUGUGGACUUUGGGAAGUACAAACACACCUCUGAAAUCGCUGGGGGGAAACUAGUGGAGACAUCAGUGGCUGCUGGAAAUACUUUCACAAGAAUCAGUAAGAGGUUGGCAUAAGUCUCCAGAUGUGCUUUUUUCUUUGCCAGCAUUUCUUUCUUACAAAUAAACCUUUUUAAACAAAUAA